CUAUCUUUAUUGACUAAGCUAGUGCGUGUGCAAAGGCCCAUCCAAUGAUUCAAUUCAAGUUUCAAUCAGCAAAUUUGAGCAGUGGAUCAAUUUUUAUUACAUUCUCUUGACUCUUGUAUUGCUUCCAAAAAUUAGUCACAAAUUAUGAAAAAUAAUAAAAGGAAAAAACAUCAGUAAAAUAUGGAAUGCAUUGAUAGGCCCACAGAAGACUUCGGAUUGUCUAAAUUCCACUGCUCUAUUUAAGCCCAGAUGAUAUAAACCAAGCCACACUUGUCUCUCGCUCCCUCGCUGCUCCUACUUCAGAAACUCCAAAGCAUCCUCAGAUUCCUCAAAUUUCCCAUCAUUCUUUUCCUUCCCCUGAGAAAAUCCUCAUAUGGGUAGCUAUAAAUUCUCUUCAAAUUCAAUUGAGUUUGCGUUAAAAUAGUCAACCCCGCUAUAUAGACUGCUGCGCAACCAGAUAGAUAUAUUUACAUGGCUGCUAACGUCGGUUCUUCUUCAUUUUCCUGCGUUCCCACUUCAUUUUAUUCUUUUACACCAAAGAAAAGCUCCCAGCUCAGCUUGGUGAAAAGAUUAAAAGUUGAACUGCAUCAUAAUUCUCAGAAGCUUAGAAAUGGUAAAGUCAACCUUUGCCAAUUCAUAGGUGGCACAGUAAAAUUGAGAGGAAAUUUCGCAAGACAAAAUGUGCUUUAUGCAACUCCUCAAGACCACACACAAUACAAUGAGGUCAAGUCAGAUGAAUUGGAGCCAGAAGAUGAAGAUGAUAAUUCUACUGCUGAAAUUUUCUCUCCCAUAAGCAGGUCACUUGAUCACUCUUCAGGAACUGAUGGAAAACCAGGUUUACUUUCAUUUUAUAAUAGACCUUAUAAGACAGAAGGCGUAGUCAUUAAAUCUGAUGUGCAAAAGGACAAGAGCAGGCUAUUAUGGUUUGUGGGUCCCGCUGUCCUUGUAGCCUCUUUUAUUUUCCCCUCACUAUAUUUGCGGAGAAUACUUUCCACAGUAUUUGAGGACUCUUUGCUUACAGAUUUCCUAAUACUGUUCUUCACAGAAGCUCUUUUCUACUGUGGUGUUGCAAUUUUUCUUUUGCUCAUAGACCACUUAAGGAGGCCAGUGGAACUGGAAUCUGCUGAAAAUGGUGGCACAACACUGGCCUCCAUGGGACAACGAAUUUCUUCUGUUGCUGCCUUGGUACUCAGUCUUAUAAUUCCUAUGGUGACAAUGGGCUUGGUAUGGCCAUGGACUGGCCCAGCUGCUUCUGCAACCCUUGCUCCUUACCUUGUUGGUAUUGUUGUUCAGUUUGCAUUUGAGCAAUAUGCAAGAUAUCGGAAGUCACCUUCAUGGCCUGUCAUUCCAAUAAUCUUUCAAGUUUAUAGAUUGCACCAACUGAAUAGAGCAGCUCAACUGGUGACAGCCCUAUCAUUCACAGUUAAAGGAGCUGAAAUGACCUCACACAAUUUGGAAAUAAGCAGCUCCUUGGGUACACUUUUGAAUGUCCUUCAAUUCCUUGGUGUCAUCUGCAUUUGGUCACUCUCAAGCUUCCUUAUGAAGUUUUACCCAUCCACUGGCGGGACUGCCGAGUGAUAUUCAAUAUUAGUUUAAGAAUUGGUAAAAUUGACACCCCCAUCGUUGUAGAGACGUCUAGUUGCUAAUUUGUUCAGGUAAUCUUUUCAUGUAGAGGUUUUAAGUCCUUUUAAAUAUGGUUUUGGUUGGUGAGAUUUUGAAACUGAGUGGACAUCAGAGCAUCUACCUUUUCCAAAGCGUAGUAGAAGGUUGUGACUUGCAGCGGGAUUACUUGAAUGAAGAUGCCAAGUAUAAAAGUAUAUUUGUUGAAUACUAUGAUUUCUGCUAAUUUUUGUUAAGUGUUCUGUUCCUUCGAUGAGAAUGCUAGAUGGCAUUUGGCUUCUGUUAGCAGCCAUAGGCAGCUGUAGUCUAUAUUUUUCUUUUAUUGAUUCUUCAUAUUUCUGAAUUCUUUCAGAAGUUUUAGGAUGUUAUGCAGUUUGCUACUGUUAUCAUUUGUGCUCCUAUUCAUUAAGUGAAUAUUCUACAAUAUUUUUUACU
Messenger RNA from Manihot esculenta (cassava), 2055 nucleotides. RefSeq lists its product as uncharacterized. The coding region runs from base 472 to 1578 and encodes 368 amino acids. The transcript is spliced from 5 exons. The record is from RefSeq and is a predicted model, not a curated record. Gene Ontology annotation, cellular component: chloroplast. NCBI's taxonomy places the organism in Eukaryota, Viridiplantae, Streptophyta, Magnoliopsida, Malpighiales, Euphorbiaceae.